Messenger RNA from Episyrphus balteatus (marmalade hoverfly), 957 nucleotides. RefSeq lists its product as uncharacterized. The record is from RefSeq and is a predicted model, not a curated record. The coding region runs from base 138 to 875 and encodes 245 amino acids. The transcript is spliced from 3 exons. Lineage: Eukaryota; Metazoa; Arthropoda; Insecta; Diptera; Syrphidae.
AGAGGCACACAAGUUUUUCAAUAACCGCUGCUGCCAGUACUUCCCUCUUCAAAAUAAAAUUAAAUUGCAAUAAUUAAUUUAAUUUUUUAGUGCAAUUUAUUUUUAUUUUAAAUUUAUAAAAAAAAAACAUACAAAACAUGGAAGAUACUACAAAUAAUAAUCAUAUUCCUCAAGAAUUGAUCAAUUCGAUUCCAGUGGAUUUAAAUCAAAAUCAUGUAGAAGAAACAAAAAUAGAGGAAAAUGGAGCAGUUGGUGGUGCAGAUGUCUGUAAUAAUAAGCAACAAGAACUUCUUGAUAUGGUGUUUUCAUUGGAAAGUGAAAAACAGGGUAUAAUCGAAGAGUCACGUAGGCGAAUAAUGCAAUUGCGAAAGGAUCUUGAAGAAUCACUGGGCGAGAAUGAAAAGCAAAAGAGAAGAAUAAUCCAGUUGGAACAAACUCUUGUCCAAUCAGCAGCUUUAGGUGGCGGCGAAGGUCCCAAAUCCAAACAAGAUCAAGAAGAACUUUUGCUUAGAGCAAAAACACUUUUAUUUGAAAAGACAAAAGUUUGCAAACAACAAGAACAGCAAAUAGCCACACUCAAGGCACACGUCGAUUCAAUGAAGGAUGUUGUUGCUGUCACCAAGGACAUGUUGAAUCUCAAAACUGCCGAAGCCGAUCACACACAAUCACGUUUGGACACAGCAAUGCUGAGGAUAAAGGCUGAACGAGACAAGUGUGUUAUUUUUGAGAAGAAACUUGCCAUCUCACAGGCUGUCUAUGAAAAACUUAGGUCAGAAUAUGAUGUGCAGUCAAAUAUUUUCAAGGGAUUAAAAGAAGCCUACGAACAGAAAGUGGUUGUUCUAACAAACGCAUUGGAACGGGCGAAGCAAGAUUAGAUCUCUUUUUAGAUUGAUUUGAUUUCCACAUUAAUAUUUUUGAUUAAAUAAAAACUUGUAGAAAUUUAUUUUUUGAUUUAUA